AUGAUCCUUGAGACAGGCAAAGGUGUUCGAGUGGACCCCGCCAAAGUCGCUGCUAUUCUCAACUGGGAUUGGGAUGAUUUGAAUUCAAAGUCAGCCGUUCGAUCUUUCUUGGGAUUAUGCAAUUUCAUCCGACUAUUCUGUUAUCACGCCAGUGACCUCACCAAACCGCUUAACCGGUUGCUGAAGAAAGACAUGCCCUUCGAGAAAGGACCUGAGCAAAAGGAAGCUUUCGAAGCGUUGAAGAAGCUUGCCACUGAAGCGCCUGUCCUCGCCUUCUUCAAACCUGGCCGACCAACCAAGGUUGAUACCGAUGCCUCGGGCAAAGCCACAGGUGGUACCAUGUCCGUAGCCGAGCAGAAUUAUCUUAUCCAGGACCAAGAGCUUCUCGCAGUGAUGAACACCCUCAAAGACUUUGAGCCCGCUCUAUGGGGAACUAAGUUCUUUGUUCAGACCGAUCAUCAAGCUCUGAUCUACUGGUCAACCAAGAAGCUGCUCUCAGCAAGACAGAUUCGCUGGUCGUAUUACCUGGCCAAUUUUGACAUCAUGUUCCGAUACCGCCCGGGCAAAGACAACGUGGCCGCCGACGCCCUUUCUCGUAAGACCAUUAAGAACCUUAUGGUCAAAGCCCGGGAAUUACAAGAUCGGACAUUUGCCCUGAUACCACCAGAGAAGAUCGAGCCAAUUGCCCCGAUUCAAAUACAAGGGAUCAAUGCCCUUACUACGACCGAGUUGCGAGGCGCUGAUCUGGUGGAUGUCAUCAUCGCAGAGAACGAAAAGCAAAACCUGGGCCGAAAAGAAGGAUUGCUGGUCAUUCCUGAAACCACUAUAGAUGGAAAGAUCUUCCUGUGCACCGCUUUGAUACGUGAAGCUCAUGAGCCGAAAGCUUUCGCCCACGCCGGCCAAAACAAGACCCUUCAGCUCUUAAAAAAGGAGUACUACUGGCAAGGCCUUAAUAGCAAUAUCAAGCAGUACAUCAAGAACUGGCUCCUUCACCCAUUACCUAUCCCAAAGCGCAUCUGGGAGCAUGUUGUGGUUGACGGCAAGAGCAUGCCGAAAGAUGACAAAGGCUAUGAUUAUGUCUGGGCUUUUGUCUGUCAAUUUAGCAAGCUGCUGGCUACUCUCCCUAGUCGUAAGGGAGACACCGCAGAGAUACUAGCCCACCGGUAUUACAGCGCUCUCUAUCGUUUCCUCGGUAUUCCUCACGAGUGGAUCAGUGACAAUGCCGGACCCUUUAUCUCCAAGUUUCUUAAAACCCUCAAUAAACUCACCGGAAUAAAGCAUCGCCAUGGUAGCUCUCGACACCCUCAGACCCAAGGAAGCAUCGAAAUCACAAAUGCCGAAUUGGAUCAGAAGUUAAGGUUCUACGUGGAUAAGUACCAGACCAGAUGGAGAGAGCACCUCCCUGCCCUGGACUUAGCCCAUAACGCUGCCUAUCACUCGAUCAUUGGGAUGUCCCCGUUGGAAGUCGUCCUCGGAACCAGCCCGCGUAACCCUCUCUUUCUGCCACUGCAGGAAGUGGAUUUGACGACUGACCAAGAGAAGAAAGCGUUAGAGGUUAUUAAACAAAUCCAAAAGGUCCAGGAGUUAGCACAACAGAACGCCAUAGCGGCACAGGCACUGAUAGAAACCCAAGCCAAUAAGAAGCGCCGACCCGUGGACUUUACCGUUUCUGACAUAGUAUACAACGCCGGUCCAUGGACCAUUGUAGAAAAAAGAGGCCACAGCUUCAUCCUUUACACACCACCCUGGUAUAAAGGUAGCAAGCUCUUCCACGCUGAUCGCCUUCGGAAAGCAGCUCAGAACCCGCUGCCGCAGCAACAGCUGGAACCAGAACCGCCAGUGGAGAUCAACAGAGAACCGGAAUGGGAAGUGGAAAAGAUCCUAGUAUCACGGCUUUUCGGACAGCGUCAAAGACUCCAAUACCAAGUAUCCUAG
This is a messenger RNA of Anthostomella pinea, 1935 nucleotides long. Lineage: Eukaryota; Fungi; Ascomycota; Sordariomycetes; Xylariales; Xylariaceae. The record is from the annotation of a GenBank genome assembly.